Messenger RNA from Helianthus annuus (common sunflower), 1272 nucleotides. Its product is annotated as protein FAR1-RELATED SEQUENCE 5-like. Gene Ontology annotation, molecular function: zinc ion binding. Gene Ontology annotation, biological process: regulation of DNA-templated transcription. Bases 1 to 1272 code for a protein of 423 amino acids. The record is from RefSeq and is a predicted model, not a curated record. Lineage: Eukaryota; Viridiplantae; Streptophyta; Magnoliopsida; Asterales; Asteraceae. The transcript is spliced from 3 exons.
AUGAAGAGAGCUAUUAAGGAUGUACUUUCAAGAAGUAGGCAUAGGUUAUGUAUGUGGCAUAUAUGGGAGAAAUUGAAGACAAAGGUUGGUCCUGUUUUGUCAGCAAACACUGAUUUUAAUACAAGAAUGACUCAUGUUGUUUGGAAUGAUACUAUUAUUCCAGAAGAUUUUGAAAGUGAGUGGCAUUCAAUAAUGUCUACUUUUGGAUUGGAAAAUCAUGAGUGGUUAAAAGAUAUGUACAAUCUUCGAUUUGAUUGGAUUCCUGCUUAUUACCAAGGAGAGGAUUUGGCUGGACUUAUGCGUACUACGUCAAGAUGUGAAAGCGAGAAUUACUUCUUUGGUCAGAUUUGCAAUCCAAGAUGUACACUUGUUGAAUUUUUCACUCAUUUUGAGACUGCAAUGGAUAUUCAAAGGCAUGAGCAUAGGAGGAAUGAUCAUGAUACAAGGUAUAUUCAGUGUAAACCCUGGAGUGACUUUGUAUUGGAGAAACAAGCAUCAGAAAUAUAUACCCAAACAACUUUUAAGGAUAUUCAGAUUGAAAUUGAUGCUGCCAUUACAAAGUGUAUGUCAAAGUCUGUUGAUACUGUGGGUGAUGUUCAAUAUUUUGAAAUAAAGGAUUUCAGACAACCAUACACAUCUUUUUUCAAGGUGCAAUACAGCAAACAAGAAGAUGGUUUAAGUAUAAGUUGUUCUUGCAAACGGUUUGAACAAUUUGGUAUAUUGUGCCGCCAUAUAUUUUACGUAUUACGGUAUGAAGAUAUAAGUGAGUUUCCUAGAAGAUAUGUUCAUAGAAGAUGGAUGAGAGAUGUUGUUUCAGUUGGAUCAAAUCAUUCCAAUAUUCGGUUUGAUGAAAUUGGUAGGAAUAGUGCAAUUGAUAAAGUUUAUAGAGAAAUUGUUGUUGCAAAUGAGUAUGUGGUUAAUAGGCUGGUUGGCGAUUUAGAUGAACUGUGUCGUUACAGGGAUCAUAUUAAAAGUUAUAUUGAUAAAGCGGAUGAGGUUAUGGUUGCUGCGCCGCCUCCUAGUCGCAAAGAAAGAUUUGCUGAUAUUGGAGGGAACUUAGAAAAAUCAGAUUCUAUGAUUCGUGUCCCCAUAAAAAUGAGGACCAAAGGAUGCGGUGUUCAAAAAAGGAUCAAGUCUAGUCGUGAGAUUGCAAUUCAGAAAUCAUCAAAGAUCCAGAAAUCGUGCCGUGUAUGUGGUGGAAAGGGACAUAACAGUCGCACAUGUAAAGAUAAGGUUUCUUCUAAUGCUAUAGGUUCUAGCAAUGGAAUGUAA